AUUGAAAGCCCCCAAAGACGACUGGGCGAUGGAGCUUCGCUAUUGGGUUCCAAUACAAAUGCAACCGUACCCAUCUUUCUACCACCCGCCUCUUCCACAGGGACGUCUCCGAGGGCGGUUGCGGAGACUCCUCAAAUUCCCCGAGCCGGUGCAGGUCGACAGGCCCUGCUGACAUGGGUUGAGCAGUCGCUUUCCACUCAUGAUCCAGGAAAGCCCCCAACUUCAAACGUCGUCAUCAUGCCGACUUAUUUAUUUUUUAGGCCUUUGAACUUCAAAGUUACCGAUUUCGGUACCUGUUGGCGAGAUGGAAAAGUCUUCCGCGCUCUCAUCAAUUGGCUGAAGCCCAAUUCGAUCGAUAUCAAAGCGACUGAAAAGUUGACCAAUCGCGAAAAGUUGGAACACGCAUUUCAGGUGGCUGAAUCCAAACUUGGGAUUCCUCGUCUUUUGGAUCCCGAAGUUGUAACACCCUGUUGGUGCCUAACUGCCAGGCCACUCGAAAAAAGCACGAGAGAUGAGAUAAUGGCUAGUUGCUCAAGUCUAGACAAGAGCAGUCGAGAUGCUGAGGUUGGGUUCGAACUACAAACCUACCGAUCAGUAACCACUGAGCUCGAGAUAGAUGUGGACGUUGACAAACCGGAUGAGCGUUCAAUCAUGACGUAUGUGGCUCAGUUUGUCAGAGAAUCUCCGAGUUUAGCAGAACCCAAGUCGGAUGCGAAAAAGACGGCCAAGCCCUCCGAAUCUCCAAAACGAAGCGAUGAAAGAAAAUCCCGAAAGUCUUCCAAUGCGGAGCGAGUGAGGAGGUCCUCCAAAUCCUCCAAGCAUCAACUCAGUCCAACUACUCAAGCCUCAGUCGAACCAGAUCCGGAUAUAGAUCCGUCACUGGUGCUUAGCUCUUCCACUGCAUCCGGUCUAAGCGAUUGGCGUCGAUCGCGUCGAGUUAGUUACGGUGGUGUGAAUUCGAUGGAUGAUGAGGCUAUCCGUAGUCUUAUUCUUGCCACCACACCUCCGGAAUCAUUGGAUGGAAGCUUGUCUCCGUUAGGGAACUCCUUCGCGUCGGGAGUUUUAUCCACCUCAUUGCCUACCCGAAUGCCCGGGUCUUCCCAAUCAUCUGGCUCGCCGCACUACCCGAUAUCACCACAUCGAAAUGUACGUGCCAAAUCUUACGCUGGACUUCGCCUUUGUCGUGCGGCUAAAAAUGUUUCUCGGUGUCAGGCGAUGGCCCGAAUCAAAGUGACUGCAGAACCACCAAAAGCCACACGAAACAUUGUCCCCGUCUUACAUUUGGAGGACGAGGUGAUCAUUGGUGUCUCGUACAUUUGUUGUGAUCUUCACGACUGUCUGCACAGGUCCCCCGGCUAUAACUACAUGAAACUUAUUUAUUCCGAAAUAUUCCCCCUACAGGCCACUGUAGAGAAUGAACAAGCGGAGAAGGAGCGCACUUUUCUGAUAAAUAUUAAAGAACUGAUUGCUCGGGUGCGCCAUGGACCGAUUCAACCAGAAGAUUAUUUCAGCGAAUUCGAAUUUCUUAUGCAAGCUCAAAUGGAACACGAAAGCCUUGCCGCGUAUAUGUUGGAACUGACAGACCGCAAGCGACAGGGUCUACUUAUUGGCCUAAGACCAGAGGAGCUGGAUCAGAUUCAGGCGGAGUGGAAUCGGGUGAAACCACACUUGGAUGAAUGGCGGUGGCGCUUGGAUGAUGCACUUCCAGGAGACUGGCACCCGAUAGGUCGCUGGUUGGCGCAGAUCGAACGGCGUUUGAUCAAAGAUGCCGACGUGGCCGGACAACUUGGGCUAGAGAUGUCCCCUGAUGGAGCAAAGCUAUCACUAGCAGAACGUGUUGAGCUCGUCGAAAAAUGUCUAGCUGAACACGAGGAGUCAAUGGCAAAAUUUGGAGAGAUAAAAGCACUUUUCACUCGACUCAAGGAGAAGAAUAUAGAACUACAAAAGGCAGCUGAAAAGGCUGCCAACGAUCCAGAGUCUUUGGCUAAACUGGAGGUUCGUUUGCCGGAAACAAUCGUUGUUGCACUGGAAAACCGUAUUCUUGGUGUGGAAUUGGAUGGGCCUCCGGCCAAACGCCGAUUGGAACGGAUCGCGCUCCGAUGGAAAUUAGCACAUAGAGUGGAUGAACUGAGAACUAAUCUGAGCACCUGGCAUUCGGUUCGAUGCAAACAACGAAGUGAAGUUCGUUCCCAUUUGGAACGAAUCAGAGAGUAUCUGGCGGCCUUCAGUUACCCAGAUGGUGUCAAUACAGAUUUAAUGCAGCUGGCUGAGUUGACAUCUUCGCGUGAUGACGAAGCUACGGGUGUGGCAGAACGUCGCAGACAACUGGAGGCCAUGUCUGGAGACGAAAAACACCAAUUUUUCACAUCCGCUUCCAGCCAAUUUCUUUCCAUGUGUGCUGGCGGUGGAACUGCCAUGCUGGUUGAUAGUGCGGAAACGGAACGCAAAGAAGCAAGCAUGUUUCUGAGCUCCAUCAGAACUCGCUGGUUAGAUGCUUGGAGAGACGUUGAAGAACUGCAACAUCACCUCGAAGAGUUGGAGCUGAAGUGGGAGUCUUACGAGGCGGAGAAAGCUGCCCUCAAUUCCUGGGUUGCAAACGCGAGGAGAAUUUUGAACGAUGAAUCAGCGACUUCGGCCGAUCGAGUUCGGCUAUACGAAGAACUGUCUCAGUGGCGAGCCCGUAUUUCUGCCUUGAAUGACUUGGGUCACGAGUUGAUGGGUCAUUGUGACAUUUCUGCGGCAUCUGCAUUGGAUGAUGAACUGGCGGGUGUGAAUUCUAUCUGGGAUGAAAUCAGUCAAGAAGUAAGUGAAUCGAUUCUUUCCAUUUUACUUUUUUUUCUCCAGGUUGUCCGGUCAGCGGAGUUGAAUCGUAUGGAUAAACUAAAGUAUCUACAUGGCACUGCGCUUGAUCGAAUCAACACCUUGGUCAGAUCUACCGAGCGGCUCUUGGAUCAAAAGUUUACACUACCAGAGACCACGGAUGCCGACAAAGCCUAUGAGGCUACAGCUGCCUAUCGAAAGCAGUUAGAAGAGGCGCGAAUGACAUUGUUAAAACAAGCAGAACAGGACUACCUAGUACCUCUCUUUUACCUCGAAACCGUUCAGGAUGCCCUUCGAGCUGCUGAAGAAUUUAUGGCGGCAGCCAAAAGAGGUGAGGCAGAUAUGUCCGAGGCGGAAGCUUUGAUGGCCCAGGUUCGUGCGGCCAAAGUGCGUCUUGACAAACUGGCUAAUGAAGAGGUUCCAAAUCGACUGGAACAGGUAGAGGAAGCUACGAAAAAGGCCAUCGAGCUCACCAUGCAUUUGGCCCCAGUCAACUCUUGGAUGCAGAAGAGCGAGUUUGCGGUGGAAACUGGUGAUUUUGAAACCGCCGAGCUCAAUCUGGACUUGAGUGGACUCUCAACCGAAGAGGCAUUGAACAAAUUGAUGGUGAGGUUUUUUCUGGGACUGAGUAACUUCCUGUCACCAUCGAGAGGUGGAUCGGUUCAGUUCAGUUCAUCGGCUAUAAACCACCUAUCAAUGAAUCAUUUCAGCGCUCUGGAGCAGCAUGAGAAAACUCUUACUGAGGUUGAAGAUCGUCUGAAUGACUUGAAGGCAACCGGUUUGAAACAUGUGGACGUGAGCCAAUUGGAACUGGCCACAUCCGAGGCAAGACGGAAGUUUAAUGUAAGUAUCCUUCGAGCUACUGCCAGUCGUUAUCAAAUCAUGCUUGAAAAGCGCCGUGCCGCCGAAAGCACGUUCGAAGCGUCAGUAUCGGAAAUUACUGACUGGCUGAACGAAGCAGAACGACUACUCCAAAUGGACCUCGGAGCACUAGAGAAACAUGCGAAACAGGCAGCAUCUAGUGACUUUCUUAAAGAUCAAUGGGAAAGUCACCAGGCAUUUUUCCACAAAUCACAAGAGCCUGCUCGUACCUCUUUGAUCAGCAUGAAUAAAAAAUACGAGGCACUAAUCGCCUUGUAUAAUGAGUCGGUCUCUGCGGACCUCGGCAAUCUGAGUGAGCAGUUUGUGAAAGAAGAAGAUGUAGCAAACCUGGCAUCCGAUGCAUCAGCCAAAGUACAGGUUUUACGCGAAAGAUACGAGGACGUCUUGGCUCGUGCACGUCAAGGGCAAAUUGAGUUACGUUAUGCAAUGCUGGAAUCGUUGAUGCGGGAACAGUUGGAAUUGAUGAAUGGCACACUGGCCGAAGAAGAGUCCCGUGUAGCGUCUGGUGAAUCUCUGUCUUCCGUCCUCGCGGACCAUGAGAAUUUUUUCAACAAAUCUGACGUGAGUCGAGUGUGUGAAGAAUUGCUUCGAGAAAUGCGCGAACUCAGUGAAGAAAUGGCUCUGUUGGAUUUGCGUGAGCCAAACCGAAUGAGUUGGAAGACGGAUCGACUUCAAGACGAGUUCAACGCUCUCACCGAACGUGUGGGCCAACUCGCUGUCAAAUUGCGCAAUCUGCCAACCCAGUGGUCUGAUUUCGAUGAGAAGCUCUACAGCUUGGUUGAUUGGACUAACGAAGUGGAAAACCUAGUACGCCGUCUGCAAGCCAACCCAGACGAUACAAAGAUUGCAGACGAGGCUUCAGCAACGGAGUUGGCAGCUCGAUAUAGGGCCAUGCUCUCCCGUUUUGAGGAACUGACCGGAAUCACCAAAGAACAGGGUGCCUUGGCGGACAUGCUGAAUGCCACGUUGGCCGAUCUGUCCAUGCAAGGCGGUUUGUCUGCCACGGAGCUGGCCACCAAACGAGCGGUACUUGCGGCUGCUAUCGGAUCCUUGCAUGACUUGCGCGCAGAGAUGGAUGUUGUACUUGACCGGGCCCCGAUAAUCGCUGACAGUUUGGAGUUUAGAGCGAGUGCCGUUACGGAGCAACGCAAAGCCAAGCUUGUGCGAGCUGCAGUGGAACAGGCGGUGCAAGAUGACCUUGAACAACUGCCAACCGAUUUGGACUCCAUACGCCGUCUUUUGGCCGAACGUGAAGCGAUGGUUGCCCGCCUGGCCGAAGAACGAGAUGCCAGCUUGGCUGCGAUGCUUCAUAGAGGGUUGGGAAUGAAGACUAACGACAUUGUCGACUGGAUUGAGCCGAGUGAGACGGAAUUACGAGCUACAUGGGAGGAGGUGGACAAAUGUGCCGAAUUGGGAUUAGCUAGCCUUCGACAAACUGCUGAAGCACUUGAGCAAUUUGAAACAACGAAACAGCGUCUAACUGACUUGCUCGCUGGCACGAAGCAUCUGAUAGGGGGAGCGGCUAGUUCGACUGCUGCCGCGGCUCUGGUCAUGGCGCUACAGUCAGAAGAGGGCAAAGUGGAUGGCGACAAAAUCUGUCAAGCCUUAGGAAUCGACGAAGCUACAAAGGCCUGGGCAAAUGCUUCUUUGGCUUCAGGUGUGGCUGGAGCAAUAGCAGCAAGCGUGGAAGAAGCAACAAAGGCCGGGCAAAAAUCAGUCCGCGCACAAGCGGAUGCAGUUAAGGCACAGCUCGAAGCCCUUCAAGCUGCCGAAGCUGAUUUAGCUGCACUGCGUGCAGCAGCUGAUGUAAUGAAGUCACGAGCCAGUCCACAACGUGUAGCCCAAAUUGAUGAAAUGAUUGAGAAGCUUGAAGCGGAGUUAAGACAGUCUAGAGAAGAUUUAAACUUAAGACUUGCACGUCUUCGAACCUCUGAGGGGAAAUGGGAAGUAUUUUAUACUGGUUCAGUUGAACUCGAAAAGUUCUUGGAUGGAGCAGAAGAAAAGUUGUCCAAGGUGACCGAUGUCUUGCCACUUGGUGAAGGGGCCGUCCCGUCGCGUGAAUUUGGUGCUUCGGAGUCUGCAGCAAAGGCUGCGCUAGCUGAAGUGACUUCGUGGUCUAGUUCGGUGCAUUUGGAGUUGCAGGAGGUCGAGGCUGCAUUGCGACGUCUUGGAAACUUGAUUCCUNACCUUGAUUCCUUGUUUUUAGAGCUAACCGCUCUUGAUGCAGUCGAUCAGAAUCUAGGAGAUACUCAGCAGUUGAGUAGUGAAGUGACUCGUGCUCAAGCCAAGCUGAUGGGGAUGCAUCGACGACAGGCAGUCCUUGCAGAGGCAUUUCAUGCACAUCAAGCUUCUUUACAGAACCUGCAGUCACAGAUAACUAACUUCCUCAAUUUAGUCCCCGAUUUCGACAAACACAUCGCGGAAGCCGAACGUGUGGCUGAAACGCUUAGUCAUGCGGCCCUUCCUGAAUCAAUUGAAGCCUUCGAAGAGAUCCGAACUGCCCACAGUAAACGACAGACAGAACAUGAAACACAUUGGCGAAAAGUACGAGAUGAACUGGCAUCCAUCAACUUUCGAUUGACGAUGUGGCCCAGCCUAAAGGAAGCUACUGAGGCACUCUUCAAACGCUGGGAGAGCAUCAAUUAUUGGUUCAUUGAAGAGGGUCAGUAUCUGGACGACGUAUACGGCACAUGGAAUACUUGGCAUCGUGAAGCAAACGAGUUGAACGCUAAACUCAGCAGCAUUGAAAUUGAACUUGAGCGUGAGAAAAAUGACCUGGAUGAAAGACCUGAUUUUCCUGUCCAGCCAGACGGAGAACCCGAGAAGUCAACUGAGACUGAGCAACAGCGUUCCUCUGGCAGUCCAGUCGUACAGGACCUGGAAUCUCGCCUAUCGCGUCUCCGAACCGAACAAGAACGAUUACAAUUGGCCGAAGCAUUGUGGCGGUCUUUGAGCUCACACACAGAACGGUUAUUGCGCCAGUUGGUGAUCCAGCGGGAAAUACAAUGCGCCACGUUGGAUCAAAUCGAUGAAUCUAAGAUCCCACCACGGAGGUUGUCCCUAUUUCGGCGGGAUAGCUAUGCCAUUGAUAGCUCAACAUUGACUACGCAGCUAGUGAAUCCCACGACCAGUCCGCAUCCCUCAGCAAUCCGGUUUCGUGAGUUUGGGGAACGAGUGCAAAGGUUAGCACUUCUGUGGGAAAAACUGAAUACCCAUCUGGACGGAAAACUAGAUGCUCGUGACCGUCUAUUCCGUGAUAUUGAGAAGUUAAAUCAGUGGAUGGCCGUUUGCGAAAAACGUCUAGGUAAACUUUCCCGAGUUUGGGUGGCUGCGACGGCUCCUUUGUCCAUCUCACUGAGUGACAAGCCAACAGAGUCCGCAAUGAAACCCAGUGGAGAGCGUGAAGUCGAUCACAAUACGGCAGGAGUGGACCUUGCAGAAGCGCUGAACCAACUGAAUGCAAUAUACACCGAAGCCAAAGGUCCUCGCAUGAUGGCUUUGAGGGAAAUUGCUGUGCAAAUCGAGGGAGAAGGUGUUGAUCUUCGCGCUCUUUCCCAUCAGAGUGGUAGCAGGCCAGGAAGCCAAGUUACUGGAGACAGGCCAAGAUCUGGCGGCCGAUUGCGCAAUCAACGUUCUGUAUGCUUCGACAUGUCAAGUAUCUCACGUCAGAGUAGUGUGGAUGCUGCAGAUGAAAUCAAUAGGGCACUCCGCGAGCGAUUAAGACGUUUGGUUGGACGCAUGCGCCGUCUCGUCAAUCGAGUAUCCUGCCGCUGGUCUUCGUGUACGGCAGCUGUGACCUAUGAACAAGCACGGGAAUUGUGGCGUGAACAGGUCGUGGCUCUGGACAACCGCAUCAAAGGCGUCACGAGCACAUCCGAUAUGGUUGAGUUAAAGGUGGAAAUUAAAAAAAGAGAAACAAGUGCUCGAGAAACAGCGGGUGUUCCAAAUGAUUCAAAAUCUAACCAGGAAGUUAAGGCGGAAGGGCAAUACGUGAAAGAGGAAGGUACAGACUUGUCUACGCAGCGAAAAAAGGAACUUGGCAGCGACAUUGAACAAACUGAUUCGACCUUAAAACCGGAAGCGAAAUCUGAAAAGAAGAGGGCAGACAGUAUGGAAGAUUCCGAAGCACUGUUGUUUCAAGAACAGGUGUCCGAAUCUGGGCGAAACUACCAGAACGAAUACAAACUCGUGAAGGCUGAAAUCUCCAGAUUGAAAGAGUCGAUUGGGAACUGGCGGGGCACCAACUCUUGGUUGGUAAUUGAGGAGCUCGAGCCGCAACGUGUGACGGAAGAUUCGGAAGAAGCAGUUUUUCUGGACCCAAGGGUUUUGGACACGGCAGCCGUAUCGUCGGGUUUGAUGUUUGUAACCAGUAUUGAGGAUACCUGGGGAAUUGGUCGUCCAAGAUCAAAGGCUGGCGGUGACCAUUUGCAGGUUGAGCCAUUCAGCUUCUACGUUGAUACGGCUAGAUUCAUGACGGAAUGUGAUCGUUUGCAAGGUCGUCUUAAGGCGAACCUUGUGCAAGUUUUUUCCAUUUGUGAAAGCUGGCAACAGCUGUCUGAGGCACGUGACCGGAUAAUCGAACAGGCCAACAACAUGGAGUUACAUGCGCGGAAAACCUGUGCGGCUACGAGUGCUGUGGUCAACCCAUCUGGUGAAGCUAAGGGGCUGAUCGAGUGGGAGUCUGCAAUUUCUACCGUUCGCGAGAAGUUAAUUAUUCGCGGAACAUCGGAACGACCACCUUCAGAAUCUGAACCCCCAAGUGAACUGGUCAACGAAGCUUCGACCAUUGUUCAAAAACUUAGUGAACUACGCCGUCUAGGAGAUCGCUUAACUUCGAUUGCUCCAUCUCGUGGAACAACUGUGGACAGUCUUGUUUCUCAAGCGGUGCACUCUAUAUGGGGCGUUGGAAACAGACUGGGUGAGCUCGGAAGGCGGACUACAUCUUUGUCGCAUGCCCUUUUUCAGCGUGAGCAGGCAGUUGCUCAGGUUUCCGAAGUUUUGGAUCUACUAGAGCAGCAGUCUGGACUAAAUUCCAGUUCCACCAAAUCCAACUUAGCAAGUUUCGUAGCCGAAAAAGAUACCGAGGAGGUUGUCGAUCAAACCGACCUCGACAAAGUAGCCAUACAGACCUCACCAAUGCAUCAUCUCGACGUAGACACUUAUGAGGAAGCAAAACAAAAAUUGGAUAUAAUCAAAAGAGCCGAAACACAACUGCUUGGCAAACGCGACAGUCUGUUUACGAGACUUCAUCAAGUUUGUAUAGGCGCAUUUGAAGCGUAUCGAGAGUUUGAGGCUGAAAUUAGGCGGGAAAGUUCGGAACCCCAUGCAACGCUCGCUCAGUCUGAAAAAACAUCGGAACCAAUAGGUACAUCCUCAGUGGAUCCUCUGCGUGACCAUGUGAUUGCAAGAUGGCAACAGCUGCAAGACAGCCUUGCAACCACGCGUCAACAACUGGAAGUGCGCUGUGCAGCCCUCCUCUGUAUAGAAGCUGGAUUUCAAGAGUUAGUUGCCUGGUUAGACCCCACGGAAACUACUUUGGAAUCGUGCAGCUGCCAAUUGUCUGCCUCUGCCUGUAUUGCUGUUGCUGUGACAACGAUGGAAAACCAAGGCACCGUUAUUCCAACCGCAUCACUUGAGAUGGAGGCACUUGUGAACCCUCAGACUGUAUUGACUAAUUUCGCAACAGAAGUGGUAUACUAUGAAAAUUUGUUGGCCAGCGUGAAUUGUCGAGUCGAGGCCGACUUGCCGGAUCGUGAGAACAUUGUGCAGUCAGUUAGAGAAUUUGACUGGAGGAUGGAAAAGCUGAGAAAAACAGCCGAUCGUCUGGCGAUUCAGUGGAGCGAGGAAGGAGUACGCUGUGAUCAGCUCAGGUCAGAACUGGAACAACUACGUGCAAUGAUUGACAACGCGGUAGCUGAGUUGAAUUCAUGCAGCACAAGCAGUUCGGAUGACACAGGUACUCACAAUCUCACAUCAGGUGUCUCCCCUGGGUCUCUUGCAUCAAGCCUGAUAUUCGUUGAUGCUUCCAUUGGGUACACCAAACGAGAGAUUCACCGUUUAUGUGAGUUGGAAGCAGCACGUUUGAAACUCAGCAAUCUCCGUGGCCAUGCUUUGCGAUUACAUCGACGUGCCCAUUUGCUUGCAAGCGGACCUAGUCGUUAUCACUAUCGGUUCAUUCGACUGAAUAAAGAGAAAGUGGUAGACUCUGAAGAGCCCGGUGAACAAGAAACAGAAGAUCAGACUGAAACUGGUGGAGGAGCUGUGUUGUUAGAAAGCGAGGCUGUUUCUUUAGAGCAUCGCCUUGCCGGUUUGAUGGGAUCUACUUCCAAAGCAACGGAACUGGCUCAUCGGCGUGUGAAUCAAUUCUACAUAGAAGCACUGAAAGUUUGGAUGGCAUGGUACGACAAUUCAGAGCGUGCUCAAAGGCUCGCGCUCAGCCUACUACCGGCAGAAACGGAGGCAACAAGAGUCGACAUGCUGCAACCGCUCCUUGCUGAAACCAACUCAGGACGUUUGGUUCAGUACCUUAACACAGUUCUUCGUCUCGUCAAGCAUCAAAAUGUGACCUUGACUGAAGGAGAACAGCUUAUCGACAAGCUCCGAAGCAUGACUUUGCUCAUGAUUCGUGGUCAGUGGCUCGAGAAGGAGUUCGCCGAACAGAUUGGUUCGGAAUCGAACCGGCUCGAGGGUGGUGCUGAAAGUGAUCAUGAUGUCGCUCCCAGUGCGAUCGGAGCCAUGGCUCCUCCAACUGCUGAAGAAAUUUUGAAUACUUUGGAAAAUCAGGUCAGUCUUCCCACAGAACUGUCUACCCAACUGGCGCCGCAGACUCUUUCAGUGGACAUGCUUGAUCAAUUGUUGCUGGAUCACGAUGCAGCUGUGCAAGCUGUCAGUAAUGGCCGUAUCAUAUUAUCUGAGUGGACAAGUGAAAUGGUCAAGUUCGAAACUUAUCUCACCAAAGCUUUGGCCGAGGCUAAAGCAUCAUCCGAAGGAGAAGCAGAGUUACUGCAAGACACUGAGAACGCUGAAAAGCAGUUCUGCGCCUUGUUGAGGUGGACAACAGCCCCGACUCCAGCACUGUGCCAACAACGGAUGGAUGGAUUACAGAAUCUAAUGAGUCGGGUUGCAGAAUUGGAAACCAGGGUGAGGCAUACAGAAAAUAUGUUUCUGGGCAGUGUGUCAUUGAUACAACUGGCAUUUGGUAAAGACCAGCGGACGUCAGACACAUUGACUGGGAUAUCCCCCGAAACGGAGGAACGAACGAGCGAACAACAGCCGAGAUCGCGUAAUCUGAUUUUGGAUGAAGCAAAGACGAGGUUACGUUACCUCGGAGAAUACGUCACUGGUGCAACGACUCGAAUGGGAGAGCUUCUUGCUUCAUUAGAGGUGGAACAUCGUUGUCACGAAGAGGCUGACGCGUGCAUAGGCCAAUGGAGUGAACGUGCAGCGAGCAUUAUCGAACAAACUCGAGUAGUCGUGUCGACUAAAGAAGAAGCGGAAACGCGCCUCAGCUCAUUAGAGGUCUUCCCGUCGUAUUUAUCUCAUUACAAAGUUUCUCCUGCUCUCGUAACUCUCCCUAAUAUGCGCUUCUUUUCUGUUCAGGGUUUAUUCGUUGAGCGUGACGAGGUCUACCUGAAAAUUCAGGCGGCAGAAAAUGCAGCCCAAAAUGUUAUCGAUCUGCUCACGUUGGGCAGUUUUAUUGCUACGGGACCGUAUAUGAUGAAUCAGGUCAUGGAUUCGCCUAUAUCUAGAUCACAGAAACCUGUUUGUACCAUGCGACCCAUCAAUACACUCGUUCUUGUCCACUGUCGAGAAAACCUACGCGAAUCGAUACACCUCAGACAAUCUCAAAUGACAACGCUUAUGGAAACAUUGACUAGCGCACUGAGGCAGACGGAGGCAGAUGUUUCCCACUGGACUUCAUUUUCGGAAUGCUACACACGCCUAAAAAGUUGGAUUGAGAGUGUGGUAAAAGAAUGGAAUGUGCCGGAAGUCGCUGACGAAACUGAUGCUAAAGAGGUGGAACUGGUUUCAACAUUGUCACAGAAGCAAGCGUUACUGGAAACCUACAAGGGGCAGCUCCACUCCCUCUAUGGUAGCACGCUAUUAAACCAUUAUCCAUGCUAUUUUUUCUGCCAAUUUCAGGGACGGAUGCAGCAGCUACGCGCUCAAGAAAGCCUUUUGUCUGCCGUUUUGGACCGGAGUGCCCCCCUGAAACAGCCAGAGGAAGAUGAAAACCGUUCGACAGAGGUGGAAGGACUUAAAACGUGCUUCACACGAGCUCAGGACUAUGUUUCCAAACGCCUGUUAGUUCACGAACAGCGUGUUGAACAGCAUCGCCGUCUUAUGGACAUUGCAGGACAAUCCAUGGGAUGGAUCGAUACAACGGAAUCUCAGCUAUUGCAAAUUAUUGAUGCAGCUGAUGAGUUUUAUGGUUCCACUCGGAUAUCUUUUGAUAAGCAGUCCCAAUCGUACCAGCUCGAUGAUACGUCAAAAAGUUCUUCGGAAUCUUGUUCCAAAAUUUUUUCCGAGUUAAUCUCUCGCCUAACCGAAUUUGAAAAGUCAUACUCCAGUGGAUCAGAGCAGCAGACCCGUAACUUGGAGGAGGUGGCUUCGGUGGUGAUGAAGGAAACUUUGAACAGUGGUGAAAUCGAAUCAAUGCUGGAAUCCUUUAAGUCGAAUGUAAUCCAAAGGGUGGAGGAACCGAUGAAAUUCCAACUUGCAGUUCUGAUUCAACUAGACAGCUUGUUUAUGGAAACCAUUGAUCAACUCAACAGAUUUCACCAGUUCUUGUCCGCAUGCGGUCUCGUCCUGCAAACCAUCUAUAUUCCACUCACAACUGAGAGCCCAGUGGCUAUGGGAAGGUCACGUGACAUGCUACCAGAGACAUCAUCAGAAAAAGUUUUCUGUCUUACUCGGUUACAGCGACUCUUAAGUGAUCUUGAUGGUCAACAGUGUACUGAUCUGUCUUCUCUCUUGACGACAAAAUGCGACGAAUUAAGAGUGGCUUUGCGUCGUUUGGGCCGGAGCAAAUGUGGUGAGGCUGUUCAGUUCACGAUGGAGAAAAGUCUUGAUGCUCAGGUAAAAGAGCUUUUCGACAGACUGAACACAAUGAAGAAGUGUACCAACAGUGGUUUGAAUUAUUGGCAAAAGGCACUGGAUGAGCACAAAACGCUUGAAGAACUUAUUACCACGGCGCAGUGUGAAUUAGCAGAAGUGGAACGGGAAUUGGAAACCUCAUCUCCUGAUCUGGAAUCACUGGAGGCAAAAAAGUUGUCUUUCUGGCUUAAUGGUGAACUUGUGUACAUGUCCAUUUUAACCAGUUUAUCCCACAUCUCGGACCAGGUGGAUCGAUUUGAAACAAUUACGUACGAGAGAAUGAUUGAAACCUUCCGAGCUGUUGCUCUGACCACCGGAUUGGAGGGUCGGAACAGUUUUUCCGAAGCCAUUGAGCGUUUGAAGCAACAAGCCCAUCGAAUUUCGAUGACGGUGCUCGAACGCCGGGCACGUGUUGAUGCGGCCCUGGAUUUCCAUGUUCGAGUGCUGGAGGAGCAGCAUGCUCUAAGAAAUUGGCUGAUUAGGUUAGAGGAGAAGUUGAGUCAGAUUGAACAAACUUCAGACAAAGAUCAAUCAACGCGUGUCCUUCUGAACACGUCACAAUUUCUGUUCAUGUGGGACUCGAUGAAGGCAGACGCACAGCAUCGCACUGAACAGACCAUGUUUUUCAUUGUGCUCGGCCAAGUCUUUACCGGUUUUCAUCCAUUUGGUUCACAGAAGCUUCAACACGAGUUCCUUUCUCGACGUCAGCAGUUGCAGACAUUUUCAGAUCGACAAGACCAGGCGCUAACUACACUUAAGACAGAAUUAUCUGACUCUCUAUCGGUGUUCACCGCCGAUGAAAUAGACCAAAAGCUUUCUGUCCCAAAUCUGAAGGAAAUCCAUUCCGUGGGUUUGAAGAAAUGUCAGGAAUUUUUGGAAACUGAAUCGAAAAAGAUGAAUUCUCUGAAUGCUUUUGGCAAAGAUGCAAAACUUGUGCUGGAGUCUGUCAGCGCCCUAAUUGACGAGGUGGAAUUUGUGCUCAGUGAAGCAACUCCGCGACCCACUGAAUCGUGCAGCACCGUAAACUGGACUCGUCAAGCCCUGAAAUCACUCUGCAACCGCUUCCAAAGUGAAUUCAGCGAAGAUGUGUUCGGUGAGAUUGAUUCAUCCAUAAGUAGUCUGGCGGAUCAAGUUGCCUCUCUUGAACAUGGCUCUGUAGAAGAGGAGCUAGCAACACAGUUGAUUGAUGGCCUCCGGAGCCAGUCAAAGCAUGCAGCGCAGCGUGUCCUGCAGCGACGGAAGCUUGUGGAACACGUCCUCAACCUUUUCGAAGCAUUGAAUGAGGAGCUAUUGAAUCAAGACAGCUGGAUAGCUGCAAAUGAGACAAGUCACAUACUAACCAGUACAAUUCUACCUUCUACUCUAUCCGAGAAACAAGAUCUCGUUUUGGAAGCCACGAACCUUUUAAAUUCAGUCAAAGAACGGAAACGGGAACUGGAUGAACUGGAUUCCCGGAUAAACCAGCCCUUGGCGCUGAAUCAUGAAAAGAGUAAAACCAGAAACGGUUCGAUUCCCGGAACGCAAGAACCUGUUCACGAAGAAGAUGAAGAUGCCGGUAGUGUGUGGCUUCCAGAUCCCGAGUUGAUAGUCCACCUGACAGAAACUCGGCGACGUUUUGGUCGGCUUUUUGGAAGGGUUGAAGAAACUCUUAGUUACUUGGAAAAAGCUGUUUCACGACAUGAGCAGGUGGAGAAAAUAAUCGGACUGGUAGGCGAAACCAUUCUGUCUCUAACCAAGGACCUCGGCGAAUCAUACGGACGCGCUGUUGUUUUCAGGUCGAGAAUAGACGUUUCCUUACCUCCGGCAUCAGUCCUAACCAAUGAAAUAUCACAGUUGACCGAAACCUUACAACCAUCCACUCGAGAUGCCACCCAUAAGUUGGAUGAUUUGGAGGUUCAACUUGAACUGAUGCACUCGGAUACUUCUUUGGAAGCAGUGAGUGCUCUUCAGGGGGAAGUCAGGACGCAACGUGCGCGGCUUGCCUGGCUGGAAACAAAGUUCUACCAUGUGGUCAAUUCGCUUUCCGUUAUUAGGAACUAUAGCAUGAUUUUGGUUUCUGAAGUGAAAGGCGUCACAGAGAAAGUUUCCGCUAUCGAGAAUACUGCUCAGUUAAUUUGUGCCCAGCCACACCUAACAGAUCUCAGAGACGUACGGCAACGACUAGCAGCUUGGAGGGCGGUAUUGGAACGUUGCAAUGGACUGGAUGAAUUAAUCAUGGGAGAAUUGGGUCCCUUGCCAAUGACCCUUGAAAAAGUCCAAUGGAGGGAUGAAGAACUGGAGGCGUUUGUCCCAAAAGAGGUGACAGUACCUGAAUACGAGAGCAUCACUGGUGCACAUGUGCUAGAACAGCUUCAAGAACGACUGAGGAAAGUUCUUGAUACUGCUCAAAUUGCGGUUGAUUACCUAUCCAAGGUUGAUACAGUCAAGUCCCGGAUCGACCGGUAUUAUACGCGGAUUCAAUCGUGGCUGGAAGGGUGUCGCGGUCGAUUGGACCAGAUACCAAGUUACGAUGCGUCGUCAGAAACUGAGGACCGGACGACUGUAGAACGGUUGGAUCAGUUUACUGUCCAAUCACAUUUGGCAACAAUGCAAGAGCUGUCUGAAGUAAUGGCUCAAAACAAUCAGUUGAUUCCAGAGUACCGAGAAAGUUUUGAACAAUACAAGUCUGUCCUAACAGGAACCCAGGAACUGUUCUCGAAAUUCUCUCAAAUCGGUGCCGAUGGUUGCGUAGAUAUAAUGUCUGAGUGUGCCGCAAGCGUGGAAGCUGCUGAGAAACAACUGUUCACAGUCCAACAUGCAUCGGAGGAGCUUGACCAGCAUUUCAAGGCCGCUUGGGAAUGCCUUGUCACGCGACGCAACCAGCUGCAAACUGAGAUGACCCACCGACAAUGGAUUGUCAACAACUUACGGCAGGUUGAAGAGGAGUUUCGGUCAAGUACGCCUUUCAACCCAAAGUGGAUAGAAGUUGAACGUUCCUUGUUCCAAGUAUCGAAGGAGGAUGAAUCGAGUCAGACGCAUGUUCGGAAUGAAGAACAGGCUUGCUUGGAGAGAAGUCUGGAGGAGAUGAUUGUUGAACAGAAGGAGAUCGUGUCUUGGUGGGAUACAUUCCUCAACAAAUCCAUCGUCCAGGUGACGGAAGUUCAAUCAGUUUUGAAACAGUAUGAGCAUGAAAUGACCAGUGAAUCGGAUCAUCUUGAACGCGUGUUAGAUUUGAUUGAUAAGUCCAAGAAAAUCACCGAAUUCCACAAAGAGAGCCAAGAGAAUUUGGAAUCUCAACUGGCUUGUUGGAAAGAAUGGAAGGAAUGGUGGAUGCUCAGUAUGGCUUCAGAGCUUGCUUCUUCUGGUGGUCCAUGUGCUUUGGCUUCUAGCACCUCGGUCAUCACACCAGAUGGACAGCUAACAACAGUGGAUUUGAAAGAAGCCAACGAUCGGCUGGCACAACUGACCGAGCAAAUUCAACCCGAAGGAAGGGCACGACUCACCCGGUUGGAAGAGGCGGCCAAUCAGACAUCGAGCUUGGUCAAUAACCAGAAGGCUUCCAAUCUACUGACAGCACUUGGACAACAAAGUGGCUACAUUGUCCGCCUUCCUUUGCAUGUUGGCCUAACCGCCAGUCAGGUGCUCGUUCGGAACGCGCAGGCACAGUGGUCUAUUGCAUUCGGCGAUAUCCAGCUUGCAAGGGAACGUCUGAAGGCGAAACAGUCCCUGGUCGAAUCGCUGACUAGCACUUGCAAUGACUUACACGGUACACUGAUGCAGCUGGAAUCGGAAAUAAAUGCCAUCGAGUCUGCUUUUUCACCACUGGCAGAGAACCAACCAAGCACAGACUGUGUUCCAAAUUGGGAUGAUUUGUCUGUUGAAGAGCUGCGCACUCAGCUUCCGCAUUGGCCAUGUGCGGUGGAGACUUUGGUUGCAGAUGCCCUGACAGUCAGGAUGAACGCCCUUUCAGCCAUUGGCAAGAUCAUGAAAUAUGUUCAGUCAAUCGGUGAGCGGUGUUUUUGCCUGGAGAAAUCUGUUCAUGCGUUGGGAAUUCCCGAUGACGCACAGUUACGCAUCCCCCUCAAUAAUGGCUCCACGCUGAUCACGUUACCUGAACUGGGCAACAUCCAGAUGAGUCUGUACAAGCAUGCUCAGUCCUUACUGGCGCGCGUUGAAGCCAGCGUACAUACCCACCAUCAACUCACAGAAGUUUGGCGAUCGGUGUCCGAUUGGUUUGGUCAGCUAGAGCAAGGCGUUGAAAGCUAUACAAAUCUUUCUGGAGAUCGAUAUUUGUUGCAAGCGCGGUUAGAACUUGUGAAGACAUAUUCUUCGCCCGCGUCCCCAUUCAUUUCAUACGAACUCUGUCUUUUUUUUCAGGAUCUCGACAUCCUAGUACCGGACGGUACUAAGCGCCUUGAGGAUAUGCGAGCUGCUGCGAAUCUGUUCCUCCUCAAGCAUAUGAAUCCUCUCGAUGCGACAGAAACCACCACAUCAGGAUCACAAUUACGCACUGCUAUCCUACUCCAGACCAAAGAGCUCCAGUUGCGUUGGCACAAAGUGCAUGCAAGUAUUGUUCAAACGGUCAAUCGGCUGACCAAUGCAAUUGAAGCAUGGCAGAGAUUUGAGAAAGCACGUGAAACGUCUGAAUCGGCCAUUAUCCAGUUGGAACUCUGGUUGCGGGGACAAACAACUGUAUUAGUGGAGAGUAAAGAGGAGUUGUUGGAGAAAAUCCAAAUGAUACAGGCGAUCGCAGAUUGUCUGGAAUCAUCACAUCUUACCCAAUCACCCAGCAAUAUUCAAGUUCAAACUACCGAUCCUAUUGUCCAGUUAGCCUCUGACGUUCAUGAGUAUCUCGGUAAGCUUCGGUCAUCUUACGCCUGUCUACCGAACCUGGAGGAGUCAGUUGCCGAAGAUUCAUACGUAGAGGACACCGGAGACGACAGCCAUAAUCAAGUUGUUAGUCAGCUUACUGGGGCCAAAGUGCAUGAAUUACUGUCCCGUGUUCAACAUCUUGUUAAACUGACAAAAGAACUUUUGAACAUGUGGCGCAAUCGCCUGGAUGACUUCACCGUUUGGAAUGAGUCAGUGGCAAAGAUUGAGCAGUCCCUGAACAUGUUGUAUCAGAAGGUCAAUCAACUACGGACUUCCGCAAAUGCCGAGGAUGGGGUUGGUGAAUCGAGCCAGACUAUAGAGGAGGCUGUCGCUGGUCUUGAUCAGUUAUCAGAUGAUCGUACAAGAUUGGCAGUGAAAAUAACUGGUUUGAGAGAACGAGCAAAGACUAUGAUUCAAUUUACUGGGAACGCUUUCAGGAAGGUCGUUCAGUCGAAGCUGAGUGAUUGUCAACAAUCUUGGGAAAACCUUGGUUUGCUUAUCGAGCAGUGUGGGGUUGAGCUCAGAAGACGGCGUGACGCUUGGACAAAAGUUGCCAAUCACUUGAACGAUUUUGAAGAGUGGCUGAAAGCCAGUGCAACUGAACUCGAUAAACUCAUGCAAGAACGCCCGUGGCUCUCUGAGUUGAAACCGAGUAUAGAUUUGGAUAAAAGUGACACACAUUCCAGGCUAGAGGAGGAGCCUUACGGUACUGACAAGCGACAGGGUAUGUCAUUAGUAUUGAUGUUCAAUGGACACAAAGCCGAUGCGUUUGCUUUCAGGGAUAAAGUUCGACACUUCGUGGAAUUACUUGGCUCGCAACAGCCACAACUUGACCAGGUAUCUACUAUAGUGCACAACUUAGGGAGAGAGGGCGCAGCCCUUGGUUCAGGUCUGGACGAAGUUGUCUGUGAAACUAUGGGACACGUCAAUGUCCACUUUGAUCAUAUAUGUACGCGUGCAUCCUCACUUGCAGAGACUGCUAAAGCAUACUGUGGUGCUUUGGACAUCUUUACCAGUGAAUACGGCAUUUGUUGGAAACGGAUUCUUCAGUUUCAGAGCCAAUUUGAACGUGGUUUACAGGUUCAUGAUCAUUCUUCGGACGGCACCGUUGUUUCACAUACCGAUGAAGUCGAUGAUUACCUGGAGUUCUUGAAGAUGGCUUGUGAACAGCUAGGUCCAGUGGAUCUACUGGAGCUUUUGCUACAUGGGGAAUCCGUAACAGACACAGAAGGUCAAUCUACAUUGACUGCUGAUCUGGCUGAACUCACCGUCCACGCGACAGCACUCGAUAACUUCCAGUCGGACGUAAAGGAUCCAAAUCUGCAAACAACAGUGUUUCAACGAGCGGUUGAGAUUCUACUGCGUCAUACGUUACAGCUAGCGCGCUCAAUCCAAAGGCGCCUCAAGCAGUCAGCAGAUGAAAACACAUUACUAGAAGAGAUAGAACAACUUUGUGAAUCGCUUGAGGUCGAUUUGCUGGAAUGUGAUCAAACCCUCCAAGCUUUGUUUUCGUCAUCCAUGGUGGAAUCUGAGCUGGAACCUGAUGUAUCGAAUUUGGUGUGGGUUGAUUCGGCCAUUGAAAACUGCGUAGAGAGAGAGAACAGGCUUUCCACUCAGCUCCCGGAAUCAGAAGAGCGUCGAGAUAAAAAGUUACAUGGAUUGCAAGUUUUGCUCUCUAGACUAGUCAAGGGCACAGGACGAGUGUACUUGCAUGUCAAUCAACGUGUGACUAACUUGAGUACGAAACAUGAGCAAUUAUGCGCUCGAUCGAAAAGCUUUCAACUCCAACUGGGCAAAGAAAUUCAAGCUUGGAAAGAGUUUCAUCGUUGCUUUGGUCAGGCCGAUGCCUGGUUGUCUGAGGGCGAGAAGUGUGCCGGUGAUCUACUUUCCAAUAGAAAUGAGGAGUCAUCGAGUUUGGAUGACGAUGGUUUGCCAAAUCGAGCCGAGAAACUCGCGCAGCUUUUGGAUGAAUUGGAAAAAUUGGAGUCCGGUUUAACGGAACAUGGAAAGGAUGUUCGUGAUCAGGUUGAACAAGCUGUACACAACUUGAUUUUGAGUAUUGUACCUGUGUCCAGCUCAAGCACAAAGCAGAAGCGUGCAUGGACAGAUUCAUAUUUUGCGAAUUCACUCAGUCUGACUGUGGAUAGAUUUUAUCAACGUUGGGACGACUAUCGGAACCGAUUGCAAGCAUUACGUUCCGAACUUUGUGACCAGUUACUUGUUCAAACAGAACUUGUCAGUGCUUUGGAGCGUGUCGAUCGUUGGAUUCGUUCGAUGGAGGUGCACCUGGAUCUUAUUGAUCGUGAUAUGACCUCCCAUCUUCCAGAAAUGUUUGUUCGUUUGAAGAUGCCCGGUAUGGCUUUGAACAGGGAACAGUUGGUUACUGACUUGGAGACCUGGUUCCGACCCAAGGUUCAAACUAUGGAGCUGCUGUUGGCUGAAGUCAAGCAAUAUGCAGAAAGUGACAUGAAGCAGCUGGAUAGCCUUGUGUUGACAACCGCAGCCACAGAGCAACUGGCGCGGGAUAGGUUGAAUCAAAUAUCAACAAGAACUCCACAACUGGAUGCACUGAACUUUUCGCAGUCCAGUAGUGAGCGGGCCAACAAGCUGUGGAGAGAUGUUCGUGCAGUAGAAACACGACUCGGGACGAUGGUUUCCGAAACGGAUAGCCUGUGUAAUCUGUGCACAAAUUUUGCGGAAUAUCUACACGAUGUCCAGCUGUCGAUCGUCGAUUGCCGCCAAAAUGUACACAAGUGCGUUGCUGAAAUGGAAAGGUUGACGCAACCAUCAACUUCGGAAGAUCAACCAUCCCCAAGUCUGCAGUCAAUAACAGAAAAGCUAAAUAAAAAAGCCACUGAAAUCUCCGGACUAAAGGCCGCUACCUUGAAGGAACAGGAAAGCAAGCUGAAACUUUUACACUCGGCAAAUAUUGAUAUCAAUAAACAGCUAGAAAAAAUGGGAAUCCCAUCUGGUACCCUACUCGUUACCACUGCCGCUCAAGAUGUGAAAACUCUUGAAACCUAUUUGACUGACCUUAUGGUUCAACUGGGAAGGUGGAUUUGUCAGUGGUCUGAAUUCGCCAAAGGCUUCGAUCAUUUAGCUAAUUGGCUAGCUGACACUGAGGCGGCAAUCUCCAUGGCGAUCCAGUCCGAAAUGGAUGAGGCAAAAACUACUAAACUUCGACUUGAAGGAGUGGGUAGCAUUCAUCAGUUGUUGAACCAAUCGAAAAGUCAUAUGGAACUUGGAGAGCAGUUUCAUGAAAAGCUUAUUGAGAAGCAGCUUGUUGUGGAGAAUCUGGUCUCUCUAGCUCGCACGUUGGUGAACAGCCGAGUAAAUUGUUGUGAUCAGCGAGCACCAGGAUUGACAAAGGAUGACAUGAUUGUACUCAGUUCUCCGACCGUACCAUCUUCUGUGUCUGGUGAGGUUGCUGUUGUACGCGCCACUCGGCUUACUCAACGCUAUCAUACAUUGUUCAGUUUGUGCGACAGGAGAAUUCAACUCAGUAAGACCGCUUUUCGAACUACAGAACAUCUGUUAUCGGCCUGUGAGGUGUACGAUCGGUGGGCAAAUGAACUAAGAGGCCAGCUAGCUUUGGUGACCAAGCAACUGUCGGAGCCACUGGAGUUGGAUGGGGGCCAAGUGACCAGUGCAGCACGUCUGGUCGAACCCCUUCGAUUGCGUGCCCUGACGCUAGCCAAUAAAAUUCAAUCCGGUUCGAAUCUCGUGCAAAGCGCGUGUGAUUGGACCAGCCGCGUUUCUGCAGAGCUUCAGCUUCAGCGGAGACAAAGGAACGUGGAGUUCCAGUUGUUAAGAAGCACCUCAAGGUCGGCGGAAUUUGGGAUCAGUGGACUGGAGGCAAGCACAGACCAGAGUGAACAGCGCGAGGCGGAAGCACAAACUACUGACCUAAACCAAAAGAUUGAAGAGUCGUCUAUCUAUGUAGUUCAUAGUUACGCCACUCUGUGUGAGCAGGUAGAGGCUGUCCGAAAACAAGUAGAUAAGGUUCUUAUUGAUAUCACCACCCAGAACACUGCUCAACAAAACAUUUCUUCGUGGCUCAUGGGUACCGAAAAGCAGUUAAUGACCGUAAUACAAUAUGCAGCUCCCGCAACUAUUGCUUUAUCACUUACACAGGUCUUUGGUGAAUUUGACAAAUCCCUACAGUUUAUUGAUCAGAGAACGGCAGAAGCAUUGGAACAGCUGGGUGAACUACGAACAAAUAUGGUUCAGUACGAAGCUAAACUUAUUCGUCUCGAGUCCUUCGAAAGGACCUCAAAGACCGCGGACAGUUUCUCUAUUCAGGAGCGUUAUGCACGUCUCGGGUCAGGAAUAGACGAUUGUCGUGAAGAACUUACGAACCGACUGAACAUGAUCAGACAAUUCCAGCAAUCGGCUGACGCGUUCGCGACUUGGUUAGUGGAGGUGGAAGGUCGACUGGACGGUUUGACCGGGGCAGACGGUAUUCCGUUGAGCGCUGAUGGCAAAAUAGGACGUCCUGAUGGCUCUACGGAACAUGUACUGAACCUGGCAGAUGCCGAACAGCGUCUUGUCUUGCUGGACCAACUAGGACUGUCAGUUCAAGUACGUGGAUACCCGUUAUCUAAAAGGACGGCGGAACUUGGCCAGCAACUUACGGCUAUCUUUCGUCUUGCCGAAGAAUCCACAGAUUUGGACCAGUCUGUAUCCACCACGGAUUGCUGUAAUCAAGUCAGUACUCUCAUACAAGAUCAUGUCGAGGAGCUACAAUGUCGCAUGAUGCGGAUUGAGGAGGUCCAUCAAAAUGCCACCACAUGGUUGACAGAUUUAAUCUACGCAUGGAGUGAUUGUUUCAGUUUGAUGGAUCAGCUGGGAGACUGGAUCCGUCGCACCACCGUCACGACACAUGAAGCGGCGCAGCAACGGUUGAAGUCAUUCGAUGACAAGUGGCAACUGACAUCUAAAUUAGAG
Opisthorchis viverrini is the source of this 22596-nucleotide messenger RNA. RefSeq lists its product as hypothetical. The transcript is spliced from 34 exons. Lineage: Eukaryota; Metazoa; Platyhelminthes; Trematoda; Opisthorchiida; Opisthorchiidae. Gene Ontology annotation, molecular function: actin filament binding. The annotation marks the transcript as partial. Gene Ontology annotation, cellular component: cell junction; plasma membrane; cell projection. Gene Ontology annotation, biological process: actin cytoskeleton organization. The record is from RefSeq and is a predicted model, not a curated record.